AUGGCACCUCAAGCCAGCGCUGUUGAUACCGACAAUUUGUUCAUUCCUAUCAUUGACUUCUCUCUCUUCCUCAAUGGCACACCAGAGCAACGGAAUGAAGCGGCAAAAUCUAUCCUCAGUGGCUUUCAGUCCGCUGGAUUCAUAUAUCUGACAAACCAUUCUAUCCCUCUCGACACCGUUUCCCACACCUUUGCCACCUCUGCUGAGUUUUUCAAGCGUCCCCAACCGGAAAAAGAAGCCCUAGGCUGGACCACACCCGAAGCAAACCGCGGCUACGUCUCCCAUGGCCGCGAAAAGGUCUCUAUCCUAACAUCUAAAGCUGAUGUCGCAGCCGCAAAAGCCGCCGCCCCAGAUCUCAAAGAGUCUCUGGAGAUCGGGCGCGAAGGUGCCGAAGGUCUGCCCAACAACUGGCCUACAGGCGAUGACGCAGCAGUGCAUUUCAAGGAGACGAUGUUGAAGUUUCAUGAUCUGGCGAAGGAGUUGCACAUUAAUGUGAUGCGGGCGAUUGCUGUGGGGAUGGGGCUCGAUGAGGGGUACUUUGAUAAGUAUACGGAUGUGGGGGACAACACGUUGAGAUUACUGCAUUAUCCGGAGGUGCAGAAGAGUGUGUUUAAGAGUAAUAAGUUGCAGGUCAGGGCUGGAGAGCAUACCGAUUAUGGGAGCAUCACGCUUUUGUUCCAGGAUAUGAGAGGUGGAUUGCAGGUGAAGAGUCCCAAGGGAACUUUUGUGGAUGCAACUCCUAUACCUGGAUCCGUGGUUGUCAAUGCGGGUGAUUUGCUGGCCAGGUGGAGUAAUGAUACGAUUAAGAGUACGUUGCAUAGGGUUGUGGAACCGCCUGGGCCGGAGGAAGGAGAUGUUCACCCGGCGAGGUAUAGUAUUGCUUAUUUUUGUAACCCAAACUACUCGAGUCAGAUUGAAGCUAUUGAGGGAACAUACGGUGGAGAUAAGGGACCGAAGAAGUAUGAGGGCAUCAAUUCUGGAGAAUAUUUGGUUCAGAGGCUUGCUGCUACUUACUGA
Messenger RNA from Cadophora gregata, 1017 nucleotides. RefSeq lists its product as uncharacterized. Lineage: Eukaryota; Fungi; Ascomycota; Leotiomycetes; Helotiales; Ploettnerulaceae. The transcript has 3 exons. Bases 1 to 1017 code for a protein of 338 amino acids. The record is from RefSeq and is a predicted model, not a curated record. Gene Ontology annotation, molecular function: dioxygenase activity.